AUAUUACUUUCCGAAUCUCAAAGCAUUCCCACAUUCUUCUCUCACCCACGCCACAAUGAAACUCACCCAACUACUGUAAUGGCUAUGGUGACACGUGUUCCUUUUGUCGCCGCUGCCACUACUCCUCUCUCUUCCUCUUCUUCUUCAUUUUUGCAGUCACUAACAUGGUGGAACCGAGAAAGUGUUGCGAAGGGCGUUGGAACAAGAAUCAGUGUUGUGGCCGCGAAGAUCACUGUCCUUGUUACGGGAGCGGGUGGUCGCACAGGGAAAAUAGUUUAUAAAAAGCUGAAAGAGAGGCCAAAUGAAUAUGUGGCAAGAGGUCUGGUUAGAAGAGAAGAAAGCAAAGAGAAGAUUGGUGGUGCAGAUGAGAUUUAUGUAGGGGAUAUAAGAGAUGCUGAGAAUAUUUGACACGUAGGAUGUGUCAAAUAUAUAUGUCGAAAUAUCAUUUUCCUUGAGCUUCAACGAUAUCAUGGGUUUGAUGCUUAGUAGUAAGAUAAUUUUCUGAAAUUUAACAGAUUUCCUUAUCUGUUUAGCUCAUCUUCUCGGAACAACCAUGAUACUUUUAGUAUAUGUUUUGUAAUGAUAUUUGGUUCAGAAUUGUCUCUUUC
This is a messenger RNA of Vigna unguiculata (cowpea), 608 nucleotides long. RefSeq lists its product as uncharacterized. Lineage: Eukaryota; Viridiplantae; Streptophyta; Magnoliopsida; Fabales; Fabaceae. Gene Ontology annotation, molecular function: oxidoreductase activity. The record is from RefSeq and is a predicted model, not a curated record. Gene Ontology annotation, cellular component: chloroplast.